This is a messenger RNA of Carlito syrichta (Philippine tarsier), 3279 nucleotides long. RefSeq names its product nuclear factor, erythroid 2 like 3 (gene NFE2L3). The record is from RefSeq and is a predicted model, not a curated record. Gene Ontology annotation, molecular function: DNA-binding transcription factor activity, RNA polymerase II-specific; RNA polymerase II cis-regulatory region sequence-specific DNA binding. The transcript is spliced from 4 exons. Lineage: Eukaryota; Metazoa; Chordata; Mammalia; Primates; Tarsiidae. Gene Ontology annotation, biological process: regulation of transcription by RNA polymerase II. Gene Ontology annotation, cellular component: nucleus. Bases 1 to 1608 code for a protein of 535 amino acids.
AUGAAGCGAAUGUGGGUGGCAGUAGCAGAAUGUACCCUGGAUGGCUCCAAUGAAGAGACUCAAGUGAAUGACUACUUCUUCUCCGAGAAUGAGGUAUUAAGAGAAAAGUGUGAAGCUGUGGAUCACAGUUCUCAGCAUGAGGAGAAUGAAGAAAAGGUGUCAUCCCAGAAGGAGAACUCGCUGGAGCAGAAAAAUGAAGAUAAAAACAAAGUAGCAGAGAAACCUGACAGGGAGGCGGAAAAGACCCCUGAAUUUGGAAGUGAGAGACAUCUGAAUGGGACAGACACAUCCUUCUCUCUGGAAGACUUAUUCCAGUUGCUUUCAUCACAGCCUGAAAAUUUACAAGAGGGCAUCUCUCUGGGAGAUAUUCCUCCUCUUCCAUGCAGUGUCAGUGACGGCAUGAAUUCUUUGGCACAUUAUAAUGUAAAUUUUAGCCAGGCUAUAAGUCACGAUGUAAAUCUUCAUGAGGCCAUGUUGCUAUGUCCCAACAAUACUUCUAGAAGAGAUUCAGCAGCAAGGACUUCACAGGCUCAAGAACCAUUUCUGCAGUUAAAUUCUUAUACCACCAAUCCUGAGCAAACCCUUCCUGGAACAAGUUUGACAGGAUUUCUUCCACCUGUUGACAAUCAAAUGAGGAAUCUAACAAGCCAAGAUUUAUUGUAUGACCUUGAUUUAAACAUAUUUGAUGAGAUAAACUUAUUAUCAUUGGCCACAGAAGAUUUUGAUCUAGUGGAAGUUUCUCAGCUUUUUGAAGAACCAGAUUCUGAUUCUGGCCUUUCUUUAAAUUCAAGUCACAAUAGCACUUCUGUCACCAAGUCCAGUUCUUCUCACUGUAUGUGUGAUGAAGAAGGUGCCAUAGGUUACAGUAGUGACCUUGACUCUUUUUCCCAUUAUGACUUAGAAGGGGCUGUAGGAGGCUACUACCCAGAACCCAGUAAGCUUCGUCACAUAGAUCAUAGGAGUGAUUCUGGAUUCCACGGGGAUCUUGCAUUUCACGUAUUUCAUAACCACACUUACCACUUACAGUCAAGUGCACCAGAAUCCACUUCUGAAUCUUUUUCAUGGCCUGAGAAGUCACAGAUGAAUAGGUACCUCGAUGACACAGAAAGAAAUUUGAGCCGUGAUGAACGGCGGGCCAAAGCUCUGCAUAUCCCUUUUUCAGUAGAUGAAAUUGUCCGCAUGCCUGUUGAUUCUUUCAACAACAUGUUAAGUAGGUACUAUCUGACAGACCUACAAGUCUCGCUCAUCCGUGAUAUUAGACGAAGAGGGAAAAAUAAAGUUGCUGCUCAGAAUUGUCGUAAACGCAAAUUAGAUAUAAUUUUGAACCUAGAAGAUGAUGUAAGCAACUUGCAAGCAAAGAAGGAAACCCUUAAGAAAGAGCGAGCCCAGUGUAACAAAGCUAUUAACAUAAUGAAACAGAAAUUGCAUGACCUUUAUCAUGAUGUUUUUAGUAGAUUAAGAGAUGACCAAGGUAGGCCAGUCAACCCAAACCAGUAUGCUCUUCAGUGCAACCAUGAUGGAAGUGUUUUGAUUGUACCCAAAGAGCUGGUCACCUCAGGCCACAAAAAGGAAACUCAAAAGGGAAAAAGAAAAAGUGAGAGAAGUUAAACAUGGACUCCUUUAUGUGGAAAGAGUAAUGUUCAGAAACUGGUUGUUUGGAUUACAGGUCAUUGAGAACUGCUUCAAGUGUUACAUCUUUAAGUACUGCUACUUGAAUCACUCAGUCAAGGCUACGUUUUGAAUCUUUAUAUGGACAAAUGUUUAGGACUGCAAGACCACACUUGUGUGAAAUUUGGGGAAGUCAGAACUUUUCAUGGAUUCCUCAUACUCCAUUGUAUACAAGACUCAUAAUUAUGUUCAAAAUAUAAGGUAACAUGAAAACCUGAUAGCACCUUGGCAGCCACUUUUUUUAGUAACAUGAUCACUUCAAAAAGAGCACCGGGGAUCCAAUUUUAAGGUGUAUUUGUUUUUUUACUUAAAAUAGAAAAUAGCCUUAUUUAGUUUGUUAGCACUGAAUAGCUUUUUCAAAGGCUUUUAAUCUUUGUAAUUUAUAAAUUUUUCUGUGAAAAUAAGUUUUGUAUUUGAAUUUAUUUAAAAAAUUAACUUCCCUUUUAUGCAGAAAUGCCAGUUUACCUAUUUUUCCUCCAAAAUAUCCACAUUCUGGAAUAUAAGUGAAUUGAAUACCUAGCAAAUAGGGCAGCAGCAGUUAUAAUUUUUAGACAAUUGGUCAGACUUAAGCCAAACAAGUCAGCAUAGUAUGCCAAACUAAUGCAGCCAAUCUUCCCUCAGACUUAACACAGAAGAUGGCCUAUGUGCCAAAAAAUAAGAGCUUUAAAAUAUUAAGAGUACUUUCACAACUUUAAUGCAAAGGGCCAAGAACCACAGCUGGUAUAGUUUAUGCCAGAGGUCUUCCUGUAACCAGACUGAAUGGACACACCUGCAUAGAGAAACACAACUUGCAUGUAUUGUGAAACCCAUGGAAUUCCUGACAGUGAUAAAGCCGGGCUGUAUGGUCUGUCUCACAUCCUGGGACACUGAACUUUCCAACCCACCAGAACAUUACAGCCAUACAAAGAAAAACCAACAGGGGGAAAAAAAUCGGGGGGCGAACACAGCAUUUCACAAAGAAAUGGGAAUGCGAAACUAUCUGAAAGUUACUUAAGUUUAAAAUAGGCAAAAUGAGAAACAAGGGCAAGACGAAAAAGAAAGAUUACUUUAUAAGUACUUUAAAUUAAACUCCAUGAAUUUAUUUGAACAGUAAACAAAAUUUUGAGGUUAGCAAAUGACCUCACCCCAACUGUCAUGUUUGGACAUUAGAUUUUAAUCUGUAUACUAGACAGGGCAUUGUGGCUUUUGCCUGUAAUUCCAACGUUUGGGGAAGCAGAGGUGAGAGGACUGACUGCUUGAGUGUGGGGGUCAAACCAGCCUGGGCAAUUUGGUGAGCCCUCAUCUCUACAAUGAGCCAAAAAAGUAGAUGGAUGUGAUGGCAAUGCACACCUGCAGUUCCAGCUACUUGGGAGGCUAAAGCAGAAGGAUCCUGAGUCCAGCAGGUCAAAAGCCAGUGGCCAUGAGCCCACCACUGCACUCCAGGCUGAAGACUGUCACCAAAAAAAAAAAAAGUGCAUCUUUCGAAAUUUUAGAUUGUUCUCGGAUAUUGUCUCUGCUAGAGGACCUCAUUGACUUAACACAGAACAUCAUGCUAUAAAAAGUAUUCUUGGGUUUCAGAAAUGCAGUUUUUAUAUAUAGUUUGGACUUUUAUAAUAAAAUUUUCCAUUUAAA